Molecule: messenger RNA, 2886 nt
Organism: Cladocopium goreaui
Lineage: Eukaryota; Dinophyceae; Suessiales; Symbiodiniaceae
Source: the annotation of a GenBank genome assembly
AUGGUAGGUUAUUUCUGUCAAAUGGAGACGCCCAUGGAACAUGUAAACUGGGAUGACUACUUCAAGGUCAAAGGGGUUGACUACAAAGGAGAUGAAGUCAAAGUAGGCCGAUGGUUUGACUGGAGUAACAUUGCUCCUGCACUCCCGGCCGAAGUUGGCAGGGUCCCCCUCGAAGAAGUCUGCAGUUUGGGGUGCAAGCAGUAUGUUCUCAAUUUCGAUGAUUUUCUCAAGCCUCCUGAUGAAUGGCACGCGGUGCGGGCACCGAGAGUCAUGGUGGAUGACUCUUCGUGGAGUGCGGUUUGCACUGGGCUCGUGUCAUCGGGGGUGUGUACUUGGCUUGAAGAAUCUGAGGUUUUUCAUGUGCACGACACCCCCUUGUUAAAUGGGCUCUUCGGGGUGAGCAAAGAAGAAUGGACGGACGAGGGGGUGGAGAUCUUCCGCUUGAUCAUGAAUUUGAUUCCCUUGAAUGCCCUGUGUCGACCCAUUUCGGGGGAUGUCGAAACACUUCCAUCAUGGGGAAUGAUGUCACCUUUCUUCCUUCAACCAGGGGAGCGGUUGGUGAUUAGUUCUGAGGAUGUGAAGUGUUUCUUCUACACAAUGAGGGUUCCUUGUUGUUGGGUCAAGUUCCUCGCUUUCAACAAGAUUGUCCCGGAUGACGUGUUACCUCGCUCUUUGAAAGGUAAAAGGGUCUACCUCGCUUCUACUGUAUUGCCGAUGGGGUUCUUGAAUAGCGUCAGCUUGGCCCAACAUGUGCACCGCAACCUGGUGGCCUGGUCACGGGGUGAUUUCCCUGAGGCGGCGGGGGAAUACAACGCCCCUGAGCAAGAACUUCGCAAAGACCGGGGUUUUACGUUGAGCAGUAGAGCAUGGAGGGUUUACCUGGAUAACUAUGACCUUCUUGAAAAGGUCGAGGCCACUGCCUUUGCCCAGUUAGAGGGUACGGUGGCCCCAGGAGCCCUGGCUUUGCGCCAUGAGUAUGAGCACUGGGAGGUGCCGCGCAACUUGAAGAAAGCUGUGCAACGUUCUUCUAAAUGCGAGAUGCAAGGGGCCACGGUAGACGGUGAUUUGGGGGUGGCUUAUCCUCGAGAGGCGAAGUUGGCCAAGUACUUUGCCCUGGCGCUACAGCUCGCCAAUGCAAGAAAGGGCACUCGGAAACAAUGGCAGGUGGUGUGCGGAGGUUUGGUAUAUGUCAGUAUGUUCCGAAGACCGCUCUUGGGGAGCCUUAACAGUGUUUGGCGCCAUAUCGAGAGCUUUCGGGAUGUACCUGAUGAAGUGAAAAUCACCCCACUUGACUGCCGAUUGGAAAUCCUGCGCUUCUUGGGAAUGCUGCCACUGGCACGGAUGGACUUCCGGCUUGGGGUCCACCCGAUUGUCACCUGCAGUGAUGCUUCAACCACGGGAGGCGGGAUCUGUGCAUCCUGGACCACCACCGCCGUUGGCGCAAGCAUUGCAGCUGGAGACAUGCGGGGAGAAGUCCCUGAGGCUCGCAUUGAAGGUGGAAUUUUGGCGAUUGGCUUGUUCGAUGGCAUCGGGGCGCUGAGGGUGGCCCUGGAGUUGGUCAAUAUCCCUGUGGUAGGCUAUGUCUCCGUGGAGAGACACGAGCCUGCCCGACGUGUCGUGGAAGCCAACUAUCCCAACGUAGUGCACUACCAUGAUGUAAAGGAGAUUGGUGACAAGGAGGUCAGGGACUGGGUAUCCAAGUUCUCACAGGUAAGCCUGGUCCUCAUUGGGGCGGGCCCGCCCUGUCAAGGGGUGAGUGGGCUUAACGCGGAUAGGAAAGGCGCCUUGAAAGACGAGCGAUCGUGCUUGUUCUCCGAGGUGCCCCGUAUCCGUGACGCUGUCAAGGAGGGGUUCAAUUGGUGUCCUGUGUAUGUCCUGAUGGAGUCUGUCGCAUCUAUGGACAAACAAGACCGUGAAGUGAUGUCAGAAGGGAUCGAUGCGGAGCCCAUCAGGUGUGACGCGGGGACCUUGGCGUGGUGCCACAGGCCUCGCCUAUACUGGUGUGACUGGGAAAUUCUGGAGGGAGAGGGGUAUACAGUCAAACCUGGCUCGCCGGCUGGACCUCGAGAGCUGGUUCUAGAUGGGUGUCAGGAUCCGCAUGAAGUCAUCCGAGGCGGUUGGAUCAAAGUCGCGCCUGAAAAGGCCUUUCCAACCUUCACUACGGCCAGGCCCAGGUCAAGCCCAGGGCGAAAGCCGGCGGGAGUGCAGCAGUGCUCCUCGGAGGAGUUGGAACGCUGGAGGCAGGACCAGUACCGGUUUCCGCCCUAUCAGUACUGUGUCUCGAACUGCCUUGUCAACAAACACGGUGUCUAUCGUAUCCCGGAUGUCUCUGAAAGGGAACUCAUGCUGGGGUUUCCUCUCAACUAUACGGCUGGAUGUUUUCCAAAGACAAAAAGGAAAGGUGAAGUCUAUGUGGACUGCAGAUUGACAUUGUUGGGGAACAGUUGGAGCGUGGUGGUGGUGAGCUGCCUGUUGAGCCAGCUCUUCGCUCGCUUGGGAUUUAUUCCUUGGCGUACCCCUCAGGAGAUUUUGGAUCGGAGUGCAUCCGGCGGUUGCCCUACAGCCCAGGGGCGACUGGUGAGGAUGCCCCUGAAUCCCCUCCGGGGUAUCCCUCGAGACGCUUCAAAGGAGCUCGCGACCAAGUUGUGCAGCCUUAUCUCGCUCAAGGGCGAAGAUAUCCUGCUUACGACCCCCACGUCACAGUUGCCUCGAUUCCACCGUCUGAGAAUCCAGCAGCCCGAUGGCAUCUUCGCCAUUGAAGUGGCGAGCUCUUUUUUCAGAAAGUCUGAAGAGUUCGCAGGUACCUCUGAGAAAGUUUGGGGUUUGGUCCCCGUGGUCUGCCUUCUCUUCGCUGGGGCCAUCGUGCUGAUCGCCGCAGCUGGUUGA